Molecule: messenger RNA, 1002 nt
Organism: Harpia harpyja (harpy eagle)
Lineage: Eukaryota; Metazoa; Chordata; Aves; Accipitriformes; Accipitridae
Gene: PHOX2A
Product: paired like homeobox 2A
Biological process (GO): regulation of transcription by RNA polymerase II
Molecular function (GO): RNA polymerase II transcription regulatory region sequence-specific DNA binding; DNA-binding transcription factor activity, RNA polymerase II-specific
Source: RefSeq, a predicted model, not a curated record
UAUAUUUACGGGGCGCGGCGGCCCGGGGCGGGCUGGGGCGGCGGAUGGCGGGGGCGGGCCGGGGGCCGGCGGGCAGGCGGCGGCGGUAACGGGCGGGCGGCAGCCGGGGCCGCUCCAUGUUCGCCAUGGACUACUCCUACCUCAACUCCUACGACUCCUGCGUGGCCGCCAUGGAGGCGUCCGCCUACGAGUUCAGCCCCUGCAGCCAGGCCGGCUCCUUCCAGUACAGCCCCAUGCGGGGGGGCUUCGGGACCGGGCCCGCCUGCCCCCCCCUCGCCUCCGCCAACUGCGCCCUGGGCGCGCUGCGCGACCACCAGCCCUCGCCCUACUCGGCAGUGCCCUACAAAUUCUUCUCGGACCCGUCGGGGAUCAACGAGAAGCGGAAGCAGCGGCGGAUCCGGACGACGUUCACCAGCUCCCAGCUGAAGGAGCUGGAGCGGGUCUUCGCCGAGACGCACUACCCCGACAUCUACACCCGCGAGGAGUUGGCCCUCAAAAUCGACCUCACCGAAGCCCGGGUGCAGGUCUGGUUCCAGAACCGCCGAGCCAAAUUCCGCAAGCAGGAGCGGGCGGCCAACGCCAAGGGUGCCGGUGCCACCGCCGGCACCGCCGGCAAGAAGUCAGAGCCGCGCUCUUCCUCAGAGGACGACGAGUCCAAGGAGUCCAACUGCAGCCCGACGCCGGACAGCACGGCAUCCCUCCCCGCCGCCGGCAGCCUCGGCAGCCCCGGCAGCAGCCUGAGCCCCAGCCCCGGUGCGGGGCCACCCAUGGGACCCGGGCAUCCCCCCCAGCCCCUCAAGGCGCCCAUCUGGCCCGGCGUGAGCACCAGCAGCGGCACCGCCAACGCCACCGACCUGCUGAAGGCCUGGCAGCCCGCCGAAGCCGUGCCGGGACCUUUCUCCGGCGUUCUCUCCUCCUUCCAUCGGAAGCCCAACGCCCUCAAGACAAACCUCUUCUGAUGUGCCGGUCACCGGAUCCGGCUGCCCCGAACCCCCCCCGGCC